Molecule: messenger RNA, 1434 nt
Organism: Acanthisitta chloris (rifleman)
Lineage: Eukaryota; Metazoa; Chordata; Aves; Passeriformes; Acanthisittidae
Product: zinc transporter ZIP10-like
Exons: 3
Biological process (GO): positive regulation of B cell receptor signaling pathway; zinc ion import across plasma membrane; intracellular zinc ion homeostasis
Cellular component (GO): membrane
Molecular function (GO): zinc ion transmembrane transporter activity
Source: RefSeq, a predicted model, not a curated record
AUGAAGGUACACAUGCACACAAAAUUCUGCAUCAUUUGUUUGCUGACAUUUAUCUUUCAUCAGUGCAAUCAUUGCCAUGGAGAUGGACAUAACAAUGGUCCUAAAAAGGAUUGUGUACACUACCACAAUGACUAUCAGAUCUCAAAUGAAUCAUACUUCCAGAGUGGAGGAACAGAAUCUGUGCCGAGUAAACUUUCAACAUUGGAAGCUGAAAAUGAACAGAAAUACUACAUUGAAAAGAUUUUUGAUCGCUAUGGUGAAAAUGGAAGAUUAUCUUUUUUUGGCCUGGAAAAACUGUUAGUAAGCCUUGGUUUAGGAGAGGUAAAAGUGGUGAUGAUAAAUCAUGAUGAUAUUGGUCAUGACCAUGUUUCUCACUUAUAUGCUUUAGAAGUCCAGGAGGGAAAGCAUUUUCAUUCUCAUAACCACCCUCAUAGCCACUCAGAGUCAGAAAACCAAACCAUGGUUGGCAUGUCUGCAAAGAGGAAUCACAAAUGUGACCCUGAGAGAGAGGCAGCAGUGCCAUCAGUGAAAGAUGAUGGCAAACACGUUCAUGACCAAAGUCGCCAUCGCCAUCAUCAUCACUCUCGGCCACAUCGUCACGACCACAACGGCACACAUCAUCCUCGGAAUGACUCGGUGAGUCACAGUGAACACGGAGAGCAGAACCACGAACCUUCAACUGAGACAAACACAACUCAGGACCAGCCAGAAAGAAAACAACGGAAACAGAAGAAGAAGCAAAAGAAGCUCAGUGAGACUUCAGGAGAUGCCACAUGGGAUUACACUCCAGACCAUGAUCCUGGUGAUCAGAAUGAGCACAAUCGUGUUCACAAACAUGACCAUGAACAUGAUGCGUCUCACUUGCAUGUGCACCAUCGUGACCACAGCAGUGACCGUUCUGCUGGUCAUGGACACCAGGAUGCCAGUGUAGGGCAUGACAGUGGACACCGCCACACCAGCAAGAGAGAGGCACCUCGGAAGCAGGUUAGUGUCAGAAAAGGUGCUCGUUUCUCACCGUGUAGGCACAAGGAUCCCGAUGGAGAUGAAGGUGAUCGUGAAGAGUGCUUAAAUGCUACCCAGCUGCUACGGUACUAUGGCCUGGAAAGCAGCUCUCUGAUCUCUCCUGAGCUGUUCGUGUACUUGUGUCCAGCUCUGCUGUACCAGAUUGAGAGAAGGCUUUGCAUUGUGCACUAUGAUGAGCUUGAAGAUUUUAUGAAGAGUAAAAAUGCGUCAAGUGAGAACAGAGAUAAAACAGGUGCAUCAGCCUGGUUUUGUGGUAUCAUCUCCAUCACCGUCAUUAGCCUGCUUUCCUUGCUAGGUGUGAUCUUGGUUCCCAUCACUAACCAAUGGUGCUUCAAAUUUCUUCUAACUUUCUUGGUAGCUCUGGCUGUAGGAACCAUGAGUGGAGAUGCACUGCUCCAUCUGUUGCCACAU